AUUUUCAAGGAGAUUAAACUUUAACAUCAUCAAAUAUAAAAUCAUGUUCCUCCUUCCUCAGAGGCUCAGAUCUCUUUCCAACUUAGAACCUCAGAUUCUCUGUCUCUAUUAUAUAUAUGUAUAAAUAUAUUUAUUUCCAUUUCCUGAAUCUCUCUAUUCUGUGAGUCUGUUCCUUCCUUCCAAAAUGAGACUAAUUACUAAUGGGUUUUGUUUUAUGCACUUGAAAGUAAAAACCCAUUUGCUGGCUGUGAUUUUUUUUUGGUAAAGAUCUGAUAUCUCUUUCUCACCUAAAUGUGCUUCAAGGCACUGGCUUUUUCUUCGCCUUUCAACAAAUCUCAAACCUUUGGAUCUGACCACAUUCUUUCAAUCCCCUUCAGAUCCAUCUCCAAUGGCCAUGAUCUGACACACUGUCCUUGAUUUGUAUUCCUUUUGGGGGAAUAUAACAAAGGAGAAGAUAAAGUUUUAAUCUUUCGCCAUGUUGAAGCAAAUCUUGAGCAAACUCCCUAGGAAAUCGUUGAAGCCUGAGUCAGCUGAUUUAACUAGCCCUGAGUCGCAGUCAACUCAGCGAUCCAACGGUUCAAGCACGGGCUCCAGAGCCAAAUCCAAUGGUCCUAAACGGACUUCUUCUGCGGUGUUUCCAGCCAGUGUAGUGGCUGGGAUUGAGCCUCUGGUGCCAUUCAAGGACGUGAGCAGUGCAGAGAGAAUGAACCUGUUCGUGAGAAAAGUAAGUCUCUGUUGCGUAACCUUCGAUUUCACUGACCCAACUAAGAACACGCUAGAAAAGGAUGUAAAGAGGCAGACUUUACUCGAGCUCGUAGAUUUUGUGGCUUCUGGGUCCAUGAAAUUUAGCGAACCAGCCAUUUUAGCCAUGUGUAGAAUGUCUGCUGUUAAUUUAUUUAGGGUGUUCCCUCCAAAUUACAGGUCUAAUUCGAUCAGUAUGAGUGAAAAUGAUGACAAUGAUGAGCCAGUGUUCGAUCCCGCUUGGCCUCAUUUACAAAUUGUGUAUGAUCUGUUGCUUAGAUUCAUCACUUCUACGUGCUUAGAUGCCAAAGUUGCUAAGAAGUAUAUAGAUCAUUCAUUUAUAUUGAGAUUGCUCGACUUGUUCGAUUCUGAGGAUCCAAGAGAAAGGGAUUGUCUGAAGACUAUAUUGCACAAGGUUUAUGGAAAAUUUAUGGUGCAUAGGCCGUUUAUUCGAAAGUCUAUAAGCAAUAUAUUCUAUAGAUUUGUGUUUGAGACAGAGAAGCAUAAUGGGAUUGCAGAGUUGUUGGAGAUUUUUGGGAGUAUAAUUAGUGGAUUUGCCUUGCCUUUGAAAGAGGAGCAUAAGAUUUUCUUGUGGAGGGUUUUGAUACCUCUGCAUAAGCCAAAGUCUUUAGGGAUAUACUUUCAGCAGCUGUCUUAUUGUGUCACACAGUUUAUGGAGAAGGAGCCCAAGUUGGCUAGUAUAGUGAUUAAAGGGAUAUUGAAAUACUGGCCAAUAACUAAUAGCCAGAAGGAGUUAAUGUUUCUGGGUGAGUUGGAAGAGAUUUUGGAAGCUAUUAACAUGGUGGAAUUCCAAAAGGUCAUGGUUCCAUUGUUCUGGCGAAUUGGAUGCUGCAUUAGCAGUUUCCACUUUCAGGUGGCUGAAAGAGCCCUUUUCUUGUGGAACAAUGACCAAAUUGUCAACUUGAUUGCACAUAACCGGCAUGCGAUACUGCCUAUUAUAUUUCCAGCAUUAGAGAAGAAUGCUCAUAGCCACUGGAAUCAAGCAGUGCUUAACUUAACUCUGAAUGUCAGAAAAUUGUUCUCAGAGAUGGAUGAGGCGCUGUUCCUCUCCUGCCUUGCUCAGUUUAAGGACAGUGAAGAAAAACUAAGCUUGGUGGCUGAGAAGCGGAAGGUUGCAUGGCAACAACUGGAGAAUGCAGCCAGUCUCAAGCCCAUAACAGGGAAUACUGCAGUUUUGGUAACUCCUUUCGCAACGUCAAUAAUCUGUUAAGUGACAUUGCUAACGCGAUGUUGUGUCGAGUUCUUGUUGUUAUUUUCUCUCAUGAAGGUGGUGGCACUAGCAAGGCAAAAGUGAGAAAAAGGCGGGAAAAUUGUAUGAUAGGAAAAUUGCUGCUGUUUGGGAUUGUCGCCUUGUUCUGAUUGAUACUGUGUGGAUAUUAAUUGCUUCCCUUGUAACGUUAUGGGAAGGGCCAUGCAGUGGAUUAUACAUUUCUGUUCAGCUAAUUCUCUAAUUAUCUUUCGCUUUAUCUAUCUAUCUAUAUCUAUAUAUAAUGUGACUCUCUCUUUGUUUAGCA
Messenger RNA from Hevea brasiliensis (rubber tree), 2276 nucleotides. Its product is annotated as serine/threonine protein phosphatase 2A 57 kDa regulatory subunit B' kappa isoform. The record is from RefSeq and is a predicted model, not a curated record. Gene Ontology annotation, molecular function: protein phosphatase regulator activity. The coding region runs from base 476 to 1972 and encodes 498 amino acids. Gene Ontology annotation, cellular component: protein phosphatase type 2A complex. Gene Ontology annotation, biological process: signal transduction. The transcript is spliced from 2 exons. NCBI's taxonomy places the organism in Eukaryota, Viridiplantae, Streptophyta, Magnoliopsida, Malpighiales, Euphorbiaceae.